Gekko japonicus is the source of this 3668-nucleotide messenger RNA. RefSeq names its product elongation factor Tu GTP binding domain containing 2 (gene EFTUD2). The record is from RefSeq and is a predicted model, not a curated record. Bases 109 to 3036 code for a protein of 975 amino acids. Lineage: Eukaryota; Metazoa; Chordata; Lepidosauria; Squamata; Gekkonidae. Gene Ontology annotation, biological process: mRNA splicing, via spliceosome. The transcript has 28 exons. Gene Ontology annotation, molecular function: U5 snRNA binding; GTPase activity; translation elongation factor activity. Gene Ontology annotation, cellular component: cytosol; U4/U6 x U5 tri-snRNP complex; U2-type catalytic step 2 spliceosome.
GAGCGUUGGAGGAUCGUGCGGCGCUUGAGUGAGAGGCGCUUUCCGGAGGGGAGGAAGAGGCGAAGAAAUUGAUUUUUCAAGGAUAAUUUUUUCCUAGCGCCCAACCAAAUGGAUACAGACCUUUAUGAUGAGUUUGGGAAUUACAUAGGUCCUGAACUUGAUUCUGAUGACGACGAUGAUGAGAUGGGCCGGGAUUCAAAGGAUCUCGACGAGCUUGAUGAUGACGACGAUGACGAUGAGAUGGGGGACCAUGAUGAUGACCAUCCUGGGAUGGAUGUGGUCUUGCAUGAGGAUAAGAAAUACUAUCCAACCGCUGAGGAGGUCUAUGGGCCAGAGGUGGAGACCAUAGUGCAGGAGGAAGACACACAGCCCCUGACUGAGCCUAUUAUUAAGCCAGUGAAGACCAAGAAAUUCUCCCUUAUGGAGCAGACAUUGCCAGUCACAGUAUAUGAGAUGGACUUCCUAGCCGACUUGAUGGACAACUCGGAACUGAUCCGGAACGUCACGCUUUGCGGCCACUUGCACCAUGGCAAGACUUGCUUUGUCGAUUGCAUGAUUGAGCAGACUCAUCCUGAGAUUAGGAAGCGAUACGACCAGGAUCUUUGCUAUACAGAUAUCCUGUUCACUGAACAAGAGAGGGGAGUUGGGAUCAAGAGCACUCCAGUGACCAUUGUUCUUCCAGACACCAAAGGCAAAUCGUUUCUCUUCAACGUCAUGGACACACCAGGUCACGUAAACUUCUCUGAUGAAGUCACAGCCGGUCUUCGCAUUUCUGACGGAGUGGUGCUUUUUAUCGAUGCUGCCGAGGGGGUCAUGCUCAACACGGAGCGGUUGAUCAAGCAUGCCGUGCAGGAGAGGCUGGCCGUGACCGUGUGUAUAAACAAGAUCGAUCGGCUGAUCCUGGAACUGAAGUUGCCCCCUACGGAUGCCUACUACAAGCUACGGCAUAUCGUGGACGAAGUCAAUGGCUUGAUCAGAUGCCUGGGCUUGGAGGAGCUUCCGCCAGGAGGAGAAGUGGGCGGAGACGAGGCUGAGCACGCUGGGAAGUUCGGCAGCCCCGCCCUCUGCUCUGUGCACUCAGCAGCAGCUCGUGCCCAGGAGGGGAUGGAGAGAGACAUCAAUUACCAGGAAUUUGCGAAGAGGCUUUGGGGAGACAUCUACUUCAGCCCAAAGACGAGGAAGUUCACGAAGAAGGCCCCAACCAGCAGUUCCCAGCGCAGCUUUGUGGAAUUCAUUCUGGAGCCUCUUUACAAGAUCUUGGCUCAGGUGGUUGGGGAUGUGGACACCACCCUUCCCAGGACUCUGGACGAACUGGGGAUCCACCUGACCAAGGAGGAGCUCAAGCUCAACAUCCGCCCCCUCCUGAGGCUCGUCUGCAAGAAGUUUUUUGGCGAGUUCACAGGGUUUGUGGAUAUGUGUGUGCAGCACAUCCCCUCCCCAAAAGCAGGCGCCAAGACCAAAAUCGAACACACCUACACCGGAGGAGUGGACUCCGACCUGGGGGAGGCCAUGAGCGAGUGUGAUCCUGAUGGCCCGCUCAUGUGCCACACCACAAAGAUGUACAGCACAGACGACGGGGUCCAGUUCCAUGCAUUUGGCAGGGUGCUGAGUGGGACCAUCCAUGCCGGGCAGCCCGUCAAAGUUCUUGGAGAGAACUACACCCUGGAAGAUGAAGAGGAUUCACAGAUCUGCACCGUGGGACGCCUGUGGAUCUCCGUGGCAAGGUACCACAUAGAGGUUAACAGAGUCCCGGCUGGCAACUGGGUGCUCAUUGAGGGGGUAGAUCAACCUAUUGUGAAGACAGCCACCAUCACCGAACCCAGGGGCAACGAAGAGGCUCAGAUCUUUCGUCCCUUGAAGUUCAACACCACGUCUGUCAUCAAGAUAGCCGUGGAGCCUGUCAAUCCGUCUGAGCUCCCCAAGAUGCUGGACGGCCUGCGGAAAGUCAACAAGAGCUACCCGUCUCUCACCACCAAGGUAGAAGAAUCCGGGGAACACGUGAUCCUGGGCACAGGCGAGCUCUAUCUUGACUGUGUGAUGCACGACCUGCGGAAAAUGUACUCCGAGAUUGACAUCAAGGUUGCUGAUCCCGUGGUAACGUUCUGUGAGACCGUUGUGGAAACCUCUUCCCUGAAGUGUUUUGCUGAGACACCCAAUAAGAAGAACAAGAUCACCAUGAUUGCCGAGCCGCUGGAGAAGGGCCUGGCGGAAGACAUUGAGAACGAAGUGGUGCAGAUCACAUGGAACAGGAAAAAGCUGGGUGAGUUUUUCCAGACCAAGUACGACUGGGAUUUGCUGGCUGCCCGUUCCAUCUGGGCCUUCGGGCCAGAUGCUACCGGGCCCAACAUCCUGGUGGACGACACCCUGCCCUCCGAGGUUGACAAGACCCUCUUGGGCUCCGUGAAGGACAGCAUCGUGCAGGGCUUCCAGUGGGGGACCAGAGAAGGGCCUCUCUGCGAUGAGUUGAUCCGCAACGUCAAGUUCAAGAUCCUGGAUGCGGUGAUCGCCCAGGAGCCACUGCAUCGGGGAGGGGGGCAGAUCAUCCCGACGGCCAGGAGGGUGGUGUAUUCCGCCUUCCUCAUGGCCACGCCACGGUUGAUGGAGCCCUAUUACUUUGUGGAGGUCCAGGCCCCGGCUGACUGUGUGUCUGCAGUGUAUACCGUCCUAGCCCGGCGGAGAGGGCACGUCACCCAGGAUGCGCCCAUCCCCGGCUCCCCUUUGUACACCAUCAAAGCCUUCAUCCCGGCCAUCGACUCGUUUGGGUUUGAGACAGACCUCAGGACACACACCCAGGGGCAAGCGUUCUCUCUCUCAGUCUUCCACCACUGGCAGAUCGUGCCGGGCGAUCCUUUGGACAAGAGCAUCGUGAUCCGACCGCUGGAGCCCCAGCCCGCCCCUCACCUGGCCAGAGAGUUCAUGAUCAAGACCAGGCGCAGGAAGGGCCUGAGCGAAGACGUGAGCAUCAGCAAGUUCUUCGACGACCCCAUGUUGCUGGAGCUGGCCAAGCAGGACGUGGUUCUGAACUACCCCAUGUGAUCUGGCGCGUUCCCGUCCCCCAGGCAGCAACGCUCUCCGGGAAGGAGUCGGCCAUUCUCCUGCCGGCUUGCCCACUUCCCACGAGAUGUGGCUGUUUGUCCCCAAGGCGGCUUUUUGCCCAUGGCUGUAAGGGCGGGUGCCGCUCCUGUUAUGACCCGACGCCAAGGCAAGCCUCCCCUUUCCCUCCUGGCCAAGCUCCCGGUGGGAAAGAGCGACUCUCCCCUUGUGUCUUCAGCCGGCCCCUCUGCCGGACGGCAUGUUGGAUUGUCCUCUUGAUUGGAUGCCCCACCUCAAAAGAAAGCGUGCGUGUGUGUGUGUUUUAAAGUAGAUCACGGCAGACUGCAUUUGUUUGUCCAGCCUCAUGUGUGAGGGUUUACCGCUUGACACUUCCCCAUUCUGGCCGGAUUGUGGCUUUGCCAGCAGCGGGGAGGCCAGAGAGGGGAGGGGUGGGGGAGCAUUUCCUUGCUGCCCAGUCCGGGCCGUUCCCACCGAGGCCAGCAGGCAGGAGAGGUGCCCGCUCCGAAUGCUGCCCGUUUCUCCCCGCCCGCUGCAAGAGUGGGCUGGCUCCACGGGCAGAGGGCUCGUAGCCACCGGAGCUCUGAAGCUGGGCAGGAUAUCCAAACGGGGCUGGG